UUGGCUUGAAGCUAGGGACAGUAAUCCUGGGCUCAACUUCUGCUUUCAGGCGCUCAAUGGAUUUGUCAUCACUGUGACUGGAGAUGGCUACAUCUUCUACAUCUCCCCUACUGUGCAGGACUACCUGGGCUUUCAUCAGUCGGAUCUCAUCUACCGGAGCGUGUACGACCUGAUCCACUCAGAUGACAGAGACUCCUUCCGCCACCAGCUGUGUUGGGCCCCACCAUCUGGCAGCACCCAGCGUGCUGCUGAUGCCCUUCCCACCAACCAGCUGCCCCCAGCUGGAUGCAGCACAACGUCCAGCCCCUGGCACCUCUGCCCUGAGAAGCCCUCCUUCAUGGAGAGAAGCUUCACCUGCCGCUUCCGCUGCUUGCUGAAUAACUCCUCGGGAUUUCUGGCCUUGAAUUUCCAUGGACGCUUGAAAUUCCUUCUCGGGCAGCAGAAGGCAGCAUCAGACCGGUCCCCACUUGCCCUCUUUGCCAUAGCAAGUCCCCUCCAGCCACUCUCCAUCCUGGAGCUUCGGACCAAGACACUGAUCUUCCAGUCAAAGCACAAGCUGGAUUUCACUCCUAUAGCCUGUGAUUCCUGGGGGACAGUUAUUCUGGGGUACACAGAAGCGGAGCUGCGCAGCAGCGGUUCCGGGUACCAGUAUGUGCACGUGGCUGACAUGAUGUAUUGUGCGGAGAACCACAGGAGAGUGAUGAAGAUGGGGGAGAGCAGGCUGUCGGUUUUCCGGCUGCUGACCAAGAAGGGCAAGUGGUUGUGGGUGCAGUCCAGCACCCGGCUGGUGUACAAAGGGGGCAAGCCUGACUGCAUCAUUUCCCAGCAGCGAGUCCUAUCGAAUGAAGAAGGGGAAGAACAUCUGCGGAACAGAAGCCUGCAGCUACCUUUUAGGUUUGCCACAGGGGAAGCAAUCCUAUACAGGAAUGACGUUCCAGAGUUUCUGGACUUCUUCCAGUCUAAGGAGGAGUUGCAAACACAAGCAAACUCCCGAAUGGGACAGUGCUUGGUAAAGCCCAGCUCUCUUCUUGGGGCCAUGAUGAAGCAAGAUGCAUCCAUAUAUAUCUCCCACACCGAUAACGUGCCUCAGUUCUCCUUGCCAGAUCUCAUCACUGAGCCUGAUGGACCAAGCCAGAAUGAGGAAGUUGGUGAUGCCAUAGAGGACAGUGACUCCCCCGUGCUCAUUACCAAAACCCUCUUUGAGAAGAGUGAGGUGGACGGAAACAUCUGCCAGACCCUCAAUGCGGACAAUGCAGAGCUGCAGCAAUGGGAGGAGUCUCUGCUCAGCUUGUGUGCAGAGGAGACGCCACCAGGUCAGGAGGUUGGUGAGAGGCUUGGCACAGAGGUGACCUCCUAUGUGGAGCAGAUCCUCCUCAGGGAGGACACAGGGAAGAGCAUGGAUUUCCAGUGCUGUGAUGCAUCAUCCUUCAAUAAGGAAAACAGUGCUGUGGCUCAUUUCCAGCACUGCUGGGCAACUAAUCCAACAGUUCAAGCCCCACCACAGCCCCAGGCACCUGGUGCACGAAGCCAAGAUGCUGUGGUCUCUCUAGUCUCUGUUGUAUCUGAGGUCAGCUCUGCUCAACCAGAACAGCAGGUUCUAUUUAACCCACCUGAGCUGGUGGAGAGGACUGUUCCGGAUGUCCCAGGCUGCAGCAGCAAGCCCUCUGUAGCACUUCAGCUGGGAAAGCUGGGACAAGUGGUUCAAACAGAAGUAACCACCUCUGCUCCUGUAGAUAACACUAUUCCUGAUGAUCAGAGCUGGCCUGGAUGUGAGCUGGUGAGCCCAAGCUGCCCACCUCCGUUGGACUCAAACAUACUAGUGACUCAGUGGCAUGAUGUCCUGGUUCAGGCAAACCCAGCCAAUGCUUUGGGUGAGAGUGCUUCUCCUGGAGGUUGCCUAUCGGAGGCUUGGAUGGACACAGCUCCAGAACAGCUGGAAGCAGCAGGAACACACCUAGAGUCACAAACUCUGCUGGCUGGCAGCCCUGAGAGUCCUCCGGGGGCUGGGCUGUGGUUGCUGCCCUCCCAACCUGCUCCUUGCCCUGCGUGGGGCUUGCAUGACUCCUUGUUCUCUGGAACUAGAGACCUCCAUGAGGAGGAGGCUGCUCUCCCUGCACAAGCAUCAGCACCCUUAGGAGUCAGCCAGCUGCCAGGGGAUGGUGGCUUCCCCAAACAGCCUCCGAUACUCCCCUUGGAGCCCAGCUUUUCUUGGGAAGGGGAGCAGGACAAGAGGUUCUUGCAGUGCCAGCCGUGGCUCCCGCAGGCUGGCACAACUCCUCAGAGAUGUGGUGGAGCAGGUCUGGUGCAACACAGCAUGCUCCCGCUGGGGUCCAGCGCAGGUCCCAGCAUCCACUGCACAGACCAUGUUGUGCUGCCUGAGUGCCAGUAUGGAAAUAGCCUUUUUGGACAUGAAAGUAACUUUUUUAGGGAUGCCUAAAACAUCCCUUCCGCAGCAUGUGGAUGCCCUGCCUUGCCCCAGCGAGAGCCAUCCUGGAACAUCAUGUUCCUCACCAGCCUCAGUUUUGAGGUGCUCACCAGCUCUGCCUGCGAAG
This is a messenger RNA of Tauraco erythrolophus (red-crested turaco), 2552 nucleotides long. The record is from RefSeq and is a predicted model, not a curated record. NCBI's taxonomy places the organism in Eukaryota, Metazoa, Chordata, Aves, Musophagiformes, Musophagidae.